Panonychus citri (citrus red mite) is the source of this 2123-nucleotide messenger RNA. RefSeq lists its product as uncharacterized. Bases 674 to 1987 code for a protein of 437 amino acids. The transcript is spliced from 4 exons. The record is from RefSeq and is a predicted model, not a curated record. Gene Ontology annotation, molecular function: metalloexopeptidase activity. Gene Ontology annotation, biological process: proteolysis. Lineage: Eukaryota; Metazoa; Arthropoda; Arachnida; Trombidiformes; Tetranychidae.
CUAAUCGACAAUAGCAACGAUUAAUAAUAAUUCCAUUGGUCCAUUCCAUUCUGACCAUCAAAUGACCUUGAUAUUAAAAUAUGACAAUUGAGUAUCGUUCAAACUUCCAUAACUCGAGUCUGGGGUCUGAACACUCAAAAACAGAAAAGUUAUUUAAGAAAAACUUGUUGGAAAUUUAGUGAAAUGCCCUGAAUUUGACCGAUUUUCUUUGUUUGUUUGGUUAAUCAUCUUGACCUUGAACCAGUUUAAAGAUCAAUUUAAACUCUUAUGACCCAAGAUGACCACGAGUUGGCCUAAUAUUAAUCAGCGCUUCCUGUUCAUUGGCCUCAUCAUGGGUUCAUGAACUUGAGAGAUAAAUUUGUUUUCUUUUUCUAUUCUUUUCCUCCAUCAUCUUAAUCAUCCAACUGACCAGACCGGGUUUUCUUGGUGUUUUCAAUUAGGUAAUCAGAUCAUCUUGAUUAUCAUCAUGUUCAGGCCACUCUCAUGAUAAUACUGUUCAUGUCUUCAAGUGUUAUUGUUAUUGAUUGAUGAUCAUGAUCAUGAUGACGAUGAUUUUUUCCUUCUACCUGAUUUCAACUUUGAUUGUUCCUUAUUUAGUUAAUCUUGAUUAACAUUUUAAUCGGGUUAAUUUCAUUUCCAAUGUCUUCUUGAUUCUUUGAUAGUGAUCAAUUCAAUGUCAUUACUUGUUUAUCUGAUUCUAUCAUCACAAUUAACUUUAACCUUCCAACUGUUGAUUGUUAACAGGUCGACUAUUAUUGAUUCCGAUGAAGAUGAUCAAGAUAAUUUGUUUACUUCUUUUGAACAAUUUCCUGGUAUUCGAGCCGCUGAACAUCAUGUGGACAAAAUUCUCGAAAAUUUGAAUGGUGUUCACAUAGAAUCGAAAAUAAUUACCAACGAUUCGGUUAAAUUUUCUUUCAAUCCGAAUUACUAUCAAGAUGAUUCAACUCUUUUUCCCGUUCAUUAUCAACAAUUUAAUACUAAUCAAGGAUCAAAUAUCAACAAUUUACGACGAUUAUUGUCGGAAAAUUUUUCUAAACAAAGAAACCACGAAGCAGAUCCAAUGUACAAAGACGAGGUUAGAGCGACAAUUUUAGGACGAUUGGCCUAUUAUACUCCAGAAUCGUUUGUCCAACAUUUUGAAGCAUCGGUCAGUUUGGGUCGGACUGUUAAAGGUGCAAAUAUUGUCGGUAUCUUACCAGGAAUUCAUCGUAACUCAAAAUCUGAUUCAAUUGUACUGAUCGGUGCUCAUUAUGACACGACAAAACACUCACCCGGUGUAAAUGAUAACGGUUCAGGAGUGGCCGCACUACUUGAAAUGGUUCGUCUUUUGUCACCUCGAUCUGGUGAGUUAAAUCAUACCAUCAUGUUUGUCGCAUUUGACCUUGAGGAAAACGGGAUCCUUGGCAGUCUAGCGUUCGUUAAUCAAUAUUUAAUCCCAAAAGAGUUGAAGCCUAAGAAAACGAGCUUCACCGGAGCGUUUAUUAUGGACAUGAUUUUGAACUUUGAUCCAGCUAAACGAUCACAAACAUUACCAAACGACAUGACUCGAGCUGUACCUAAAGUAGGUACGUUCUUACGUGGUAAUCGAUAUGCCGGUGAUUUCAUCGCUCUGGUCACUCGACGGGAUCUCGAUGAUGGCCUUUUAGAACCUUUUAAAAAGGCUUGGUACACGAUGCCCGCUCAGAAUAAGUAUAAACUUCUCGUCAUUGACCCUCCGAUUCCUCAGUAUCCACAUUUUAUUUCCGCUUAUCGUUUCCGGAACUUUAUGAGAUCAGAUCAUGCCGCUUUUUGGAAUCAUCGAAACAGAGAUUUUUCAGUUUCUCUUCCGGCUGUUUUACUCACCGAUACAGGUCCAUUUCGAGGAGUCCAACGAGCCUGUUACCAUGAAUUCUGUGAUGAUAAGAACCAAAUUACAAACGAAAAUCUUGAUUUUCUAAAGCGGAUUGUCGAUACUCUCAUUUCAACAGUUCUCAAUUUAGCCAAUUAAUUUGUAAUAGAGAUAAUAAGACAAUAAAAUAUGCAAAUGUAAAAUAAUAAAAUGAAGAAAUUAUUUAGUUGGAAUUGGACAUUUUCGGUACAUGAGGUGAGCGAACAGGUAGCAAAGGAGAACAUAAAAGAAGAGA